Messenger RNA from Penicillium maclennaniae, 939 nucleotides. RefSeq names its product NmrA/HSCARG family protein. Bases 1 to 939 code for a protein of 312 amino acids. The record is from RefSeq and is a predicted model, not a curated record. The transcript is spliced from 2 exons. Lineage: Eukaryota; Fungi; Ascomycota; Eurotiomycetes; Eurotiales; Aspergillaceae.
AUGACCAAGCUUCUCGUUGUCUUCGGGGCCACUGGGCAGCAAGGUGGCUCCGUGAUUGACGCAGUUCUAAACAAUCCUGAGCUCUCAAAAGAAUAUUCCCUGCGCGCAAUCACCCGAGAUGCUACACGACCAUCAGCCCAAAGUCUGCGAGAUCGAGGCGUAGAGACUGUCGAGGCCGAUGUCGAUGAUCCCAAAUCGCUUCCUUCAGCUCUAGCGCAAGCCCAUACCGUUUUCAUCAUGACUGUCUCUGUCUACGAUGAGCAUCUCAAGACCCGUGAGCUUCGCCAGACAAAAGAUAUAGCCGAUGCAGCGGUUGCGGCAGGGGCUCAAUACCUCAUUUACAGCUCCUGUGUGGGUGCUGAGAGACUUUGGGGGAAACCAGUCACCGCAUUUGAUUCCAAGGCAGAUUGUGAGGCUUAUAUUCGCACUCUGCCUGUUAAGAGUGCAUUCUUUGACCCGGCAAUGUUCAUGCAAAACUAUCUCACGAACCAGCGCCCGCGGCCAAUGCCAGGGAAGGAAGGCGACGAGAUUACCUAUGCCAUUGCCAACUUCAUUUCCCCCGAUGCGCCUAUCCCACUGAUUGAUACAGUCAAGGAUAGUGGCAAGUAUGUUGGAACAAUCCUUGCCAACCCUGAUAAGUAUGCUGGAAACACAUUCUUCGCGGCGACUGCCUUUUAUAGCUAUCGCGAAGCUGCCGAAAUUAUCACACGUAUCACCGGAAAGCGAACCAUUUAUGUGCAAAUCCCACUUGAACAAUGGAUCAGCUACCUGCCUCCUGGAUAUGAAAAAGCCAUGACGGAGAUGAUGCGGUGGAUCGAGAACCCAGGAUACUUUGGUCCACAGAGCAAGGAAGAAGUCAAGUGGACAGUACAGCAGGUCAAAGACGACUUGACCACAUUCGAGGAAUUCGUGGAGAGACAUGCUACGGAUUUAAUCUAG